AAAACGUGAAAAAAAUAAUUAGCGCCAAACAUCUUGCCAAGAUGACAGUCAACCCCUGUCAAACUGCCAACAAUGCGACUAUGUUGUUGCAACUUCUUCAAAGACACCCUCCGCCGCUCCUCCCUCCUCCUCUACAAAGUGAUCUUCUCGCAAAAAGAGCACACCGUCCUGAAAAAACUCUUCAGCUUCUUCUUCGGCGUCCUGCUCGGCAUCGGCUUCUACUUCCUGAUCCUCAUCGACUUGAACUUCACCGCCGGCGCCUCCACCACCAUGGCCCUGGCCAUGUGCCUGCUCCUGGGCCUCGGCAACGCCUUCUCGUCCCAGAUCCGCUGCAUCACCCUCCUGACCUUGCCCAGCUUCGGCGGCAAAGUCGGCCGCGGCGUCAUCAAAACCUUCGUCCUGGCCUACAUCCUCUCCGGCCCCGUGGACAACAUCACCGUGAACGGGCGCGAGGUGGUCCGCGUGUUCGCCUGCACCACCUCCCUCACCUUCAACCUCACCAAGACCCGCUUCGAGCUCAUGUUCAAGCCCUUCUCGGACGCCCUCUUCGGCAUGAAGGCCGACGUCAACGAGGUGAAGGACACCAUGCGCUCCAUCCGGGACGUGUCGGCGCCGGUGGUGGGCGAGGUCGAAGACGCGGCCGAAAUGAGGAGAAUGAAGGAGGAGAACGACUACAUGGACGCCAAGACGGGCGACACGGCACGCAGCAAGGACCUGGGGGCGAAGUACGACGCCGUGGGCGAGAAGCGCGAAGCCGAACGUUUCGAAAAAAUGUACCUGAAGAAGAUUGAGAUGCGCUGCGAGGACCAGUUCACCAAAGCGGCGAAAAACUGCAGAGAGAUGUUUGCCAAAGCUUACGAUAAGUGCUACGAGGCGGUGACUUGGGUGGCGGCUUGGUUGAUCUGCUGGCCCAUGAAGCUGGAUUUUGUGUGCAACAUUGCCCAGGCGCUUGGAGGGGUCAGUCGGUGUGACCCCUCCAAGGACAUUGAUCCGGGUUUUGGCGACGGUUACGCCUAUUUGAAAAAAUCGCGCUCGCAGUUUUCGGACAACUUCAAAAACGUGCGCUUGCAGUACCAGCUCCCGAAAAUCAAGCAACUGAUCGACUUGAGGGACAGUCGGGAGACGGCGAAGGCGAUUCUGCACACGGUCAACGCCAAGAAGGCGGUUUUGCGCCAGCUGAUGGUCAUUUUGAAGCGAAUCCUCGCCUUCAUCUUCCUGAGGAUUAUCAUGAACGCGUCCACGUACCUCGACAAGUACUUGACCGACAUCCAGUUUGAUAAUAUUUACGUCACGACGUACUACCGCCGCAUUGAUGCCAGGCGGAGGCAACAGGGGAAGUACACAGUCCUUCCGUUAAAAAAAAUCGAGAAGAAAAAACUCGUCGAUCCUUGCACCCCUCGCCCCUUAAAAAGCGAACACCAGCAGCUCUUCUGGCAAACUGUUCACCUGUUACUCGAAGUUCUGUUCGCUACAACAUUCAUUCUGCUUGACCGUCUCUUCUACGAAGGUCUGGACUUGGUGAGACGGCAUGCUAGGAUUGACUACGUCCAGACUGGGCGGCAUGACAUGAAAUUGGAGGUGAAAGGGACGGGGAUGAUUGCUAAUUUGUUGCGAUCGGUUAUUAAGGGUUUCAAUAUCAAGAAACGGAUUCACAUCGAAAGGAGUAACGAGAAGUGUUUACCACAACCUUCCCUACUCCCCAGUUACUACAUUUACAAGAUUUAUGGCACGUAUUUCGUCCUGUGGUUGCUGAUUCUGGUCAAUAUGUACACGCAAAGGCUGCGGCACGCCAUCUGCGGGAUGUUUUACAGAAAGUGGGAAAAGAGGCGAAUUUUGCACAUUUACAAUGAGACGUUGCGACGCAGGGUGGGCUUCUACAGAUUCAUGAAGAAAAAAAUCCAGAAACUGGUGCGCCAGCGCCGCCUCCAAGACGACCUGAACGUCUUCAUGGUCCUGCAAAUAAAAUUCCCCCGUUUGUUCCGCUUCCUGCAACUCUUCCCCGGCGCCCGGCGCAAAUGCCUGAUGUGCAAAGAAGUGGAGCCUUUAUGCCGCUCAAAAUUCCACGUCUGUCCGAACGAAUUAUGCCAUUUCGCAUACUGUCCCGAGUGUUGGCAAGACUCGGGCCAGAAAUGCCUGGCUUGCGCCACGCUAGACACCGACACUAGCAGCGGUCUCGACUCGUCCGACGACGACGCCGAUUGAAACAAAC
This is a messenger RNA of Tribolium castaneum (red flour beetle), 2209 nucleotides long. It is a transcript of the gene snky, whose product is annotated as sneaky. The transcript is spliced from 2 exons. The coding region runs from base 73 to 2202 and encodes 709 amino acids. Lineage: Eukaryota; Metazoa; Arthropoda; Insecta; Coleoptera; Tenebrionidae. The record is from RefSeq and is a predicted model, not a curated record. Gene Ontology annotation, cellular component: membrane.